Messenger RNA from Naegleria lovaniensis, 1521 nucleotides. RefSeq lists its product as uncharacterized. Lineage: Eukaryota; Heterolobosea; Eutetramitea; Acrasida; Naegleriidae. The record is from RefSeq and is a predicted model, not a curated record. The transcript has 4 exons. Bases 1 to 1521 code for a protein of 506 amino acids.
AUGGGUCAACGAGCAAGUACGAAAGAUAAAUCCAAUGAUCCAUUCAACAAUGAAAACCGUCUACCGUCAUGCACCCAUGAUUCAUCAUCCUUGUCUAGAAAUUUAUCAUCCACUUGUUGUAAACAACAUGUUCUUUUAACAUUUGGUUCGGACAUUUCAACUUUUAAAAACGUUGAAGAAUUAAAAUUCUCAAACCCGAAUUGGCAUUCAUCACUUCAUUCUGCCAUCCUUCAUAAUCAACAACAACAAUCAAAUUCGAAAAGUGGAUCUCGUUCAUUGAUCACGAAAAAACUUCGAAAAAAUUCAAAUUCUUCUUCAUCAUCAUCAUCGUCUUCAUCGUCUUCAUCGAAUCAAGAAUUUGGAAAUGCACCAAAUUUUUACAAAUUCCAAACAUUGAACGAAACUGAAUCUUUUACAAUCAAGAGUGUGAGUUCUGGUAAAGGUUUUGCUGCGUUAUUGACACACGAUGGAAGAUUAUUUGCGUGUGGAAAAUUACCAUACACCUCUGAGAGUGAAAUGAGUGAAUUGCAUCGAGUGGUUGCGUGGAAUAAUAAGAAGGAAAAAGUGGAAUUGUUUUCUGAGGUUGCGUGUGGAAUGUAUUUCAUGAUGGUCUUGUCACACGAUCGGAAAACUUUAUUAUCUGCUGGACAGAAUGAAUGUGGUCAAAGAGGAAUUGGACGAGGUGGAGUUUUAGAUUUCAAAGAGUGUUGCUUUAAAGAUCUCGAUCGAGAAAACACCUGUUCCAAUAUUAAAAAAAUUACAUGUGGCUAUCAACACACCAUGAUUCUCAUGAAUGACGAUAACUUUAUUGGAACAGGAUGUUCCUUUCAAAACCAAUUAGGAACCAUAGAAUCUGGUAUUUGUUACGAAUUUAUGAAACUCGAUCGUCCGAAAACAGCAAAUUCUUGCAAGUUUAAGGAUGUUCAAGCAGGAUUUUUUUUCACAGUUUGUUUAGAUGAACACGGAAUGGUGUAUGUGACGGGAUUGAGAGCUCACUCGAAUUUGGUCGAUGCUCAUACUUGGACCAAGCUUUCAACGUUUGUGGAUAAUCCAGUCGAGAGCAUGUGUGUGUCGUGUUCUAAUUCAUUCUUUGUGACAAGAGGUGGAACGACUUUUACAAAUUGGAAUGCUGACAAUAUUCCUUCGAAUAAUGAGAGUUUGAUAUCAUUGAGUCCAGAGAUGGGACCAAUUAAGAGAGUUUUUGGAAAGGAAUGUUUCUUUGCUGUGAACAUGAAUAAUGAAGUGUUUGUGUCGAGUUCGAAUGGAGCUCAGGGACUUCCUCCUAACAAUUCAUCGAAAGAACAUUGGAUCAAACAUAUUCCUCUCAUGCAACAUGCAGCCAUGUGCGAUGAUAUUUCAGUGGUGGAUGCAUUUUCAUUUUGUGUGUAUAUUCUGACUCGUGAUGAAGGAGUUUUGAAAAAUAAUUUACUGACAAUUCUCAAUACUCAAUACCAACAACAGGACGAGGAGAAUGAUAAGAACUACUUCUUUGAUAUUGAAAUUCGACACCAAUGCGUGUGA